UGGAGCACACUCUUGGAAGAAACAGGAAGUGUCAUUUAUUGUUCACAUGAACGAAGAUUGAACAUUACACUUAAUAGUCAGAGGAUGAAAAACCCUUCAAUUGGCAGCGAGAUGAAGAAGCAAGGGGAGAGCCGGUGCACUCAGAAGACCAUCUCAUUGCUGAGCCCCCUGGGGACGAUCCAAGUCAGUGGAUGUGAGAAUGGUGUGCACACCAUCCAGAUCCUAAUGGAUGUCGCACCUGCUGAAAGGAGCAGCGAGGCCCCCCUGAGCUGUGUGGUCACCGAUAGCCCGGCAGAAACGAGUCCCGAGUUGCAGCGCUGCGUUGAAUGGCUCCAGGCGUACUUCAGUGAGCCGCAGACCGCUGGGAGUCUCCCGCUCCCUGCCUUUCACCACCCCGCCCUGCAAGGAGAUGCCUUCACCAGCCGCGUGCUGCAGGUACUUCUAAGUGACGUGAAGUUUGGAGAGACGGUCUCGUAUAAACGCCUCGCCCAGAUGGUGGGAAACCCCAGAGCGGUGCGGGCGGUGGGAGGGGCCAUGAGGAGGAAUCCGGUUCCUCUCCUCAUUCCUUGUCACCGAGUCAUUUCCAGCUCUGGACAAAGUGGGCCGUACAUGAGCGGCAGGGGUGACCAUCUCAAACAAUGGCUGCUCACCCAUGAGAGGCAGAGAGGGGAUGGCUGAAGCAUGACAGAGCUCGACUGUUCUUUAUUCAGUGUGCACACACACACCCACAAACACAUACACUGACACACGGGUGUUUUCUCCAUUUUAUUUAAGCACACAAAACAAGGCUAUAAAGUUAGGCAUCUUGGCACACACUCUGGGACAACUGGAAUUACUUGGAAAUAUUUCACUUUUUUUGUUAAUCCAAUAAUAGAAAUGCGGCAUCGUUAAUGCGAUACAGGAUUGUUGCAGAAUUAGAUUGUAGCAAAAAUAACUUAAACAGAACAGUAGGAAUUACAAACAUAUGCUCCCGUGGGCCCUCGUUGCAUUUGCCAGAUAGAGCUGGAAUGGUUUUUCUAAAGCAUUAUUAUUCCCUUAAAAAUAUGUCUCUUGCAUUGUUGUUGUUGUUGUUGUUGUUUUUUUCUUUAGCAGAAUUAGUCUUUGUACCUCUCGUUGUUUUUUUAAUUUCCUGCCAAGUGAAUGCUUUGUUCAACAUCCAGUGAUAAAGGCUCUGAAUUUUAUGGCUACAAAGCUUUGUAGUGAAGCAUUUGUUUUGUCUUCAUUUAGAUCUCAUUGUUUGCUCCUUAUAAUCCACCUAGAGUGGAGAUGUCUUAUAUUAUAUACAGUACUCUUCUUACAUUCAGACAUGUUUAAAUAAAAACAUUUUAAAAUGACAAAUCUGUUCUUUUCAUCCGUGGAACUUUGUUUUAUUUAGGUGCUGAUGUCUUAUAAAUUGCGCUCAGUUGAGCUCAUUAUUAAUUAUGCUGUGUGUCUUCUCUUCCCGCGCUGUCUGACUUAUCAGAGCUCUUUUUAUUUCUGAGUGGGCUUUUCCAUUAGAGGGCAGUACAGAACGGGAAACAGAAGAUCAACGUUUCAACCUUGAAUUCAUACAGCGUUUUUAAUCUGUAAUUUAAAUGUUUAUGUGUUACUUUAUUAUCAUCACAACCCUGUUUAAUCCCUGAUGGGAUAUGUUUUGCUUUAAAAAGAGGUGGUGAUGUGCAUGUUUAGAGAAAGCAGUUGUUUUAACUUAAUGUGCCUUGAACUUUUACUUUCUGUGUUUUUCUCACAUUGAUCUGUUGUUACUGUUACUGUUUGAAUUCCUGAUUCACCUCACUGUCUUCUGCUCCAAAGUGACCCUAACUUGCACAUAGUUAUUCCUCUUUUUUUCACCCCAGGUAGCCUAAUAAAGCACCCUCCAAAAAUAACCCUGGCUCUAACCCUUACAGAACCAAUGCGAGUGGCCCGCCUGCUGAAUAUAUUUGAACUUUGCUGAAUUUUUGAAUCUUCUUAUCUGCCCCGGCUCCGUGCGGCUGUCUCGCUGCGCUCGCCGGACUCAGUUAUUCUGCCAUUGGAGCAGCAUCGCAGCGUAAAUGUUGAGGCAGCAGACAGGCAGAUGAAGAAUGAGACUCAGUCUGUGGUUUCACAGAGGGCUAAUGAUGCCUGUGGUGACUACAGGCUACAGUCAGCCCCCUAACGAAGGGAGCUGUGACACAGCCACAAGGGGUCCCAUUUAAGCCAGACGCACUCUGAAGUGCACUGUAAGCACCCUCCUUUUUUUGCUAGUGGCCAAGUAAAUUCUAUGGAAUGCCAUGAAUUUAGCAACGAGAGUGACUGAAGUCUUUAGAGUUGCACGGUUGAUGUUUAAAAACAAGUCCAGCAUCAAAGCGUCAAAUAUGCUGCCAGUAAUUGGCCCUGUAAUUUACGUAGGUACCCAAAGAGUCCCUCUAAAAAUAACUACAUCAUUAAUUUCUCAACUUUUGUUCGUUUUUUAAAUAUUUCUUGCUAGUAUUAGAUGUGUUAUAAUAAUGUUUGCUUUAUUUUGUCGUAUUUUCACCACCUUUAUAUCAUUCAGGCUCAGAAAUAAAAGGAAUCAUAUUUAAAGAA
Girardinichthys multiradiatus is the source of this 2544-nucleotide messenger RNA. It is a transcript of the gene mgmt, whose product is annotated as O-6-methylguanine-DNA methyltransferase. The transcript has 5 exons. Bases 85 to 678 code for a protein of 197 amino acids. The record is from RefSeq and is a predicted model, not a curated record. Gene Ontology annotation, molecular function: methylated-DNA-[protein]-cysteine S-methyltransferase activity. Gene Ontology annotation, biological process: DNA repair. Gene Ontology annotation, cellular component: nucleus. Lineage: Eukaryota; Metazoa; Chordata; Actinopteri; Cyprinodontiformes; Goodeidae.